Messenger RNA from Drosophila melanogaster (fruit fly), 2251 nucleotides. RefSeq names its product gamma-aminobutyric acid transaminase (gene Gabat). NCBI's taxonomy places the organism in Eukaryota, Metazoa, Arthropoda, Insecta, Diptera, Drosophilidae. The record is from RefSeq and is marked reviewed. Gene Ontology annotation, molecular function: 4-aminobutyrate:2-oxoglutarate transaminase activity; pyridoxal phosphate binding; (S)-3-amino-2-methylpropionate:2-oxoglutarate transaminase activity. The transcript has 6 exons. Gene Ontology annotation, biological process: GABA shunt. The coding region runs from base 285 to 1745 and encodes 486 amino acids.
AUGGCAUAAUGCAUGUUGAGAAUUUGGUCAAGGCCUAUUAAUAUGUAAUUGACGCAGAACCAUGAUGAUUCCAAAAGUUAAAUUGAUAAAAUCCGAACUGGGAGAAUGUGGUUGUGCUUAAGAAUAUGGAUAGGUGUAUAUGCCCGCAUACAUAAAAGCCUCUAUGUUUGUAUUCUGUAAAUAUAUACGUUUUCUUUAUUAACUAAGUAUUAGUGGCCAGCAACGAGCCCUCCUAUUGAGCAAUUCCUUCACUUAACCCCGGAGCACUCAAAUCGACGGUAACCAUGCGGAGCUUGUGGCUAAAUACGUUGACCAAGCAGAGUCUAUAUAGGCUGAGUACCAAGAGGUACUCCACCAACGUUGAGCCCAAGGAGCCUGUAGUGAAAACCAAAUCGAUACCUGGCCCCAAAUCGAUUGAGCUUAAGAAGCAACUGGAUUCUGUUCAGGCCACCGGAACGAUCCAAUUCUUCGCUGACUACGAGAAGUCCAUUGGAAACUACAUCUACGACGUGGAUGGCAACAUUCUACUAGAUGUCUACACCCAGAUUUCCUCAGUUCCAUUGGGUUACAACCAUCCGAGGCUCUACAAGGUCUUUAACAAUGAGCAAAACCUGAAAACAUUGAUUAACCGACCUGCACUUGGUGUCUUCCCUGGCAAGGAAUGGCCGGAAAAACUGCACUCAGUUCUCUUGAACAUAGCUCCGAAAGGACUCAAUAAAAUCACAACCAUGAUGUGUGGUUCAUGCUCGAAUGAAAAUGCCUACAAGAGCAUCUUCAUAUGGUACCAGAACAAACUUCGUGGUAAUGCACCUCUUACCGAGCAGGAGAAGAACUCCUGCAUGAUUAACAUUCCCCCAGGAGCCCCGAAACUCAGUAUUCUCUCAUUCAAGGGAGCCUUCCAUGGGCGAACAUUGGGAGCCCUGUCCACCACACAUUCGAAGUACAUCCAUAAGUUGGACGUUCCAUCUUUCGACUGGCCCAUUGCCUCGUUUCCCGAGUAUCGAUAUCCCCUGGACGAAAACGUGGCGCACAACAAGAAGGAGGACGAAAAGUGCCUUAGCGAAGUGCAGGAUCUCAUUCAGCAGUACGCCAGCAAGAAUCCGGUUGCCGGAAUCGUCGUUGAACCGAUUCAGAGCGAAGGAGGCGACAACGAGGCAUCGCCCGAGUUCUUUCGGAGCCUCCAGGCUAUUUGCAAGAAGAAUGGCAUCGCCCUUCUGAUCGAUGAGGUCCAAACCGGUGGAGGUAGCACUGGAAAAUUCUGGGCCCACGAGCACUUCGAGUUGGAGAGUCCUCCCGAUGUGGUGACCUUCAGCAAGAAGCUGCAGUUGGGUGGCUACUUCCACAACGACGACUUCAUUCCGAAUGAGCCGUACAGGAUCUUCAACACCUGGAUGGGCGAUCCGGGCAAGGUCCUCCUGCUCGAGGAAGUCGUGAAGGUCAUCCAGGAGGAGAAGCUCCUGGCCAAUGUCGACGUGGCCGGCAAGGUUCUGAAGAACGGUUUGCUGAGCCUGGAGAAGGAAUUCCCGCAUAUCUUGAACUCCACCCGCGGUCGUGGAACCUUCUUGGCAGUCAACUGCACCAACACCAAGGUGCGAGAUCAAAUUAUCGGCGCACUCAAGUUGCACGGCAUUCAGACCGGUGGCUGUGGGGAAAUUUCCAUUAGAUUCCGCCCAGCUUUGAUAUUUAAGGAAUACCAUGCCAACAUCGUCCUCGAUCGCUUCCGCAAGGUUCUUCAAGGUAUUUAAGAAGAAAAAGAUACGAAAAAGAUUUAAUGAUUGUGCUCUGAAAAUUGCAAUGCGUGCAAUAUAAACCAUAUGUUAUCGAAAUGAAUAAUAAAGUAAAUUAAUUUUAUCCCUCUGUUAGCCAUGGCGUAUGUUUAUCGAUUUCUGUUCAAGGUUGGGACACCAUCAAGCGUUUAGCUUAUUUUUUCACAUAUGAUAGAGCACUCAUAAUAAAUUUAUGAUAUAACCAACAAAAAAUAUAUUAGCUUCCUUAGAGAAAAAAAGAUAGGCUAAUCUUAUCGAAAUGCAGAGUAUUAGAUAUAUAGAACUGGUUAUAAUGCUGCAAUAAAAUUUUAUUGUUGAGUGCUUUUUCUCCUCUUUAUUGGAACGUAUGCUCCAUGAUUCCUCUACUCUGCUAGUUAGCUUUGUAUAAUUAAAUACAAAAUAUGUUUAAUGGUCUCACAUGGAAGACCAUAAUACUUAUAUAUAUAAUACUUACUCCAUAUGGUUUUCAAUAAAUUGUGUGACAG